Leptidea sinapis is the source of this 1625-nucleotide messenger RNA. RefSeq names its product cytochrome P450 6B2-like. The record is from RefSeq and is a predicted model, not a curated record. The transcript has 2 exons. Gene Ontology annotation, molecular function: oxidoreductase activity, acting on paired donors, with incorporation or reduction of molecular oxygen; heme binding; monooxygenase activity. Bases 17 to 1564 code for a protein of 515 amino acids. Lineage: Eukaryota; Metazoa; Arthropoda; Insecta; Lepidoptera; Pieridae.
ACACGUUAUUUUCGACAUGUUUAUUACGCUGCUAACUUUUAUCGUUCUAGUCUUUGUCAUUAUUCGUGUUUUUCAUCAGAGAAAAUACGAUUAUUGGUCGAAGAGAAACGUGAAACAUGAUGUUCCUUUACCAUUUUUCGGAAACCAUUUUUCAACAUUAUCACUUCUCAAAAACGAGACGAAAACAUAUCAGGAUUUAUACAAUCGAUAUUCAACAGAAAAGUUAAUUGGCUAUUAUAGCGGUAAUAGACCUAUUUUAAUAGUAAGCGAUCCAGACCUAAUCCAAUAUGUACUAACGACUGAUUUCAAUUCCUUCUACGCGCGUGGUGAAGAAAAUCCUCAUAAAGAACCAAUGAUGCUAAAUUUAUUUAGUGUUAAUGGAGACUAUUGGCGUCUACUUCGCUAUAAACUUUCUGCAGCUUUCUCUAAAAGAAAAGUAAGAAAUUCAUUUCCAUUAAUCUUAGAUUCUAAUGAAAAAUUCAAAAAGUUACUACACGAUAUUUCAUUAGAAGGCGGACAAGUAGCUGCUCUCAAUACAAUAAAACGAUACAUAAUGCAUGUGAUUUGCAGAUGUGGCUUUGGUAUUGAGACAGAUGCACUUACUGACAAGAAUUCUCGGUUUUUAGAAUUUGGUAAAACUGUUCUAUCUCGACCAUUAUCGUAUAUAUUCAGAACCCAUUUAGCAGAUGUCUUUCCUGCUCUAAAACCAUUUUUUGGUAAGCCGUACAUUGUACCAGAGAUUGUGAAGAAAACAAUAUCUGAGGUAACAGAAACCGUGCGGAAGCAGAGAAACUACAAGCCCAACGGAUGCAGUGAUUUCAUGGAUGUUCUUCUAGACAUUGAGAACAGUGGAAAACUAGAGGGAGAAUCGUAUGAAAAGAAAAAUGUGGAUGGUACUCCUGCAAAAACAAUACUUCAUGUAGAUUUUAAAUGCAUAGCAGCACAGGUGUAUAUGUUCUUCGCAGCUGGUUUUGACACGACAUCAGUCGCGGGAGCUGCCACACUAUAUCACUUGGCCCAGCACCAGGAAAUCCAAGACAUGAUAAGGAAAGAAAUAGACAGCGCCUUUUUGAAGACUGAAAACAAUCUUUCUUAUGAUCAAAUAAAAGGUAUACAAUAUCUAGAGUGGGCUAUCAAGGAAUCUUUGAGGCUGUUUACCCUAGGUGGAAUUAUAGUAAGAAGAAGUAUGAAGGAAUAUACGUUUCCGGGUACUGAUGUUACGAUUGACCCUGAUGUUAUGAUUAUAAUUCCUGCUCAGGCAAUUCAUAUGGAUGCGACAUACUACGAAAAUCCUGAUGAAUUUCGGCCGGAGAGAUUUUCACCUGAAGCAGUUGAAAGUAGACAUAAAUGUUCAUAUUUGGCAUUUGGUGAAGGACCAAGAAGAUGUAUUGGUGAAAGGCAAGGAAUGAUACAGUUAAUGACUGGUCUGGUGACAAUAAUCAGAAACUUUCAUAUAGCACCAGUUCUUCCGCUGAAAACUCUUCAUGCUAAGCGUGGUGAAUUCAUGGGGCAACGACUAGGCUCCGAUCUUUCCAUUAAAAUAAUACCAAGGAACAUAACAUAGCUAGCUGCUUUAAUUAAAUAGCUUUUAUUGUUAAUUUCAAUAAACUGUAAAGCAGUGGAAA